Molecule: messenger RNA, 1389 nt
Organism: Pipistrellus nathusii (Nathusius's pipistrelle)
Lineage: Eukaryota; Metazoa; Chordata; Mammalia; Chiroptera; Vespertilionidae
Source: the annotation of a GenBank genome assembly
AUGGAGCGCUCGGAGAGGCGCGCGAGCUCCGCGGGCGCGCCCCGCGGCCGCCCCGCGGCGAAGGUGCUGUUCCGCGGGCCCGUGGGGCCGAUCGUCUUCCUUGCCAACUUCGCCUUGGUCCUGCAGGGCCCGCUCACCACGCAGUACCUGUGGCACCGCUUCAGUGCCGACCUCGGCUACAAUGGCACCCACGACAGGGGCGGCUGUGGCAACCACAGCGCGAACCCCAUCUUGCAGGAAGUGGAGAGCCUCACCUCUCACUGGACCCUCUACAUGAACCUGGGCGGCUUCCUGCUGGGGCUCUUCUCGUCCACCCUGCUGGGAGCGUGGAGCGACUGUGUGGGCCGUCGUCCCCUGCUGGUGCUGGCCUCGCUGGGCCUGCUGCUCCAGGCGCUGGUGUCCAUCCUCGUGGUGCUGCUGCAGCUGCAUGUCGGCUACUUGGUGCUGGGCCGCAUCCUUUGCGCAUUCUUCGGCGACUUCAGUGGCCUCCUGGCUGCUAGCUUUGCCUCGGUGGCAGAUGUCAGCUCUCACCGCAAUCGGACCACCCGAAUGGCCCUGCUAGAAGCAUCCAUCGGGGUGGCAGGGAUGCUGGCGAGCUUCCUUGGGGGCCACUGGCUCCAGGCCCAGGGUUAUGCCAACCCCUUCUGGCUGGCCUUGGGCGUGCUGGUAUUCAUGACUUUCUAUGCCGCUUUCUGCUUUGGUGAGACUGUGAUGGAGCCCACGCCAGCCCGGCUCUUCACGUUGCGUCACCACCGGUCCAUUGUCCAGCUCUACACCGCUUGGGCCCCGGACAAGUCCAGGAAGCAUUUGGCCCUGUACUCGCUGGUCAUCUUUGUGGUGAUCACUGUGCACUUUGGGGCCCAGGACAUCCUGACCAUCUAUGAGCUGAGCGCACCCCUCUGCUGGGACUCCAAGCUGAUUGGCUACGGUUCUGCAGCGAGACACCUCCCGUAUUUCACCAGCCUGCUGGGCCUGUGGCUUAUGCGGUUCUGCCUGACAGACACCUGGGUGGCUGAGAUUGGCUUGGCCUUUAACAUCCUGGGGAUGGUGGUCUUUGCGUUCGCUACCAGCACACUCCUUAUGUUCACAGGGUACGGGCUCCUCUUCCUGUCUCUAGUCAUUACACCCAUUGUCCGGGCCAAGCUCUCCAAGCUGGUGAGCAAGACAGAGCAGGGUGCUCUCUUUUCUGCCGUGGCCUGUGUGAAUGGCCUGGCCAUGCUGAUGGCCUCCAGCAUCUUCAACUCGCUCUACCCAGCCACCCUGAACUUCAUGAAGGGGUUUCCCUUCCUCCUGGGAGCUGGCCUCCUCUUCGUCCCUGCCAUUCUGAUUGGGAUUCUUGGAAAGACUGAGCCUCACUCUGAAUUCCAGCAGUUUUCCCAGAGCCCCUGA